AUGAAAUUUUUAUUAUUAUUAUUGGCCGGUGUUGCCAUUGCUGAAUCAAGUGUUGAAGUUGCCCCAAGUGAAGUUGUCCCAAGUGUUGAAGUUGUCCCUAGUGUUGUCCCAGUUGAAGCUGUUUCUGACUUACAAAUAAAAGCCAGUGUAGCCAGUCCUGCUGCUAGUCCUACUGCUGCCACAACUUCUGGCUCAUUAUUUGGAGACUUGGUAGAUGGUCUUUUUGGUGGUGCCCAAAACUCAAGUGCGAUAGCUACUCCAACCACCACUGCUACUGCUGCACAAAGUACAGGUGGGUUCUUAGAUGGUUUAUUUGGUGGAAGCAAUACUGUUGCCAACUCUACUGGCUCUUCUGAUGGAAGUUUGUCUGAUUUAUUUGAUGAAUGGUUUGGUCCAUCUAACUAUACCAAAACUGCAGGCGCUCCAUCUUCAUCUACAGGUUCGAUUUUAGAUGGUUUAUUUGACGAUUUGUUUGGCGAUUCAGGGUCAAACAGUGUGUCAACAAACACGGGCUCAACCUCUUCUAGUGGCAGUUGGAUUGAUGAUCUUUUGAACGAAUUCUUGGCUCCUUCGAACAGUUCUGAUUCCACUGCUCCAUCAUUUGACGGUGGUGACCUUUUGAAUGAUAUUUUGGGUAUUGGUGAAAACUUGGCUGAAGAUUUGUUUUCCAAUAUUGAUGGUAAGAGUAUUUUGACGGGUGUUUUAGGUUUUGCUGGCGAAAUUUUCGAUGAUUUGUUUAGCUCGUUUGGGUCUUCUAGUGGUGGGUUUUUGAGUUCAUUGUUGAAUUCAAUUUUUGGUGACUCUGGCUCUUCUUCUUCUUCUUCUUCUUCCUCCGUGCCAUCUACAUCGAUUUCUGAUAUAGUUUCUGAUGUUUUUACAUCACUUUUCGGUGGUAUUCUUGGUGGGUCAAGUGGGUACACUGGAUCUACAAGCAAAGUUUGUACUUUGAAAAAGAGAUCUCUUGAGAAGAAGGAAAUCAGAAAGCUUGUUAGAAAGAGUGUAAACAAAGUAAUUGCCAGAAGACAACAAGCCAUUGCUGAAAAGAAACAAGCCAAUGCCAAAAGAGAGUCCGUAGUUUUAGCCUAA
Messenger RNA from Candida albicans SC5314, 1086 nucleotides. RefSeq lists its product as uncharacterized. The transcript has a single exon. The record is from RefSeq and is a predicted model, not a curated record. NCBI's taxonomy places the organism in Eukaryota, Fungi, Ascomycota, Pichiomycetes, Serinales, Debaryomycetaceae. The coding region runs from base 1 to 1086 and encodes 361 amino acids.